Molecule: messenger RNA, 1281 nt
Organism: Alternaria infectoria
Lineage: Eukaryota; Fungi; Ascomycota; Dothideomycetes; Pleosporales; Pleosporaceae
Exons: 1
Coding region: 1-1281 (426 amino acids)
Source: RefSeq, a predicted model, not a curated record
AUGAAAGAGAUCAUCAAGCUCACAUACGGGUCUAACGAAGACGCAAAGCAGAACAUAGAUGAAGGCACAUUCAGGCUUCGGCAAAUGGAAGGUAGAUUGCUGUUCCUGCCCGAGCACUGGAACCUAAGCGUUAGGCCCUGGCAAUGUGUGGAGAUCAGACUAGACUCGCAGGAAGAAGAUACUGACUCAGACUCCGAAUAUGGUAGCUUGCACCCACCUGGUCGUUUUGGAGUGCCUCUAUCGCCUCCAAUUACUGCGGCUAAGCAGAAAACGGCCGAUGCACAGGCUACAAUGGAUUCGGCAAUGAUAGUAGUGAAGUACCGGAUCGAUUUCCACUCCAAAUCGCAAUACACUGGAGAACCGGAAAACUUCCUGUACAGCAAAACUUGGGACGCACCUGUAGUGAUUCAAAGUUCAAAUCUGAAUGGCGAGUCUGACCAUGUCCUUGAGGAAAUCCAUCACAUUAUCUUAGGAAAGUCGACAGGUGCCAAGAAGAAAGACGGUGGUAAUAUUUCCGAUUCAAGCCUUAUUCUGGGUCCUGGCGAUACUGUCCAACCAAAGAGGCUCCACAUCAGGUCCUCGCUCCUGCUCAACGCCUUACGAUCCCUUAUCAAAUACUCGUCGAAUGAUACUGAACCGCUAGUAGACGGUAUGUUUGCAUUCCCGUUCAAGGAGCUCUAUCACCACCGGGCAGAAUUACUUGAGUAUCAAAACGGUUCAAGCAGCGCGCGAGCGAACCACACUUUGGAAGACAAUGACAAAUGCGACCGUCAUAUUAGCGUCUUACUCGACUACCUGGACAAAGAACCUACUGUACAGCUUCAGUCAGUCAAGAACCUGUGGGCCCAAAAAGUGCCUACUACGACGUUUGCGGGUUUAUGGCUACUAUUGAAGCCUGGAUCUGACGUCUACAUCACAGAAUAUGGACAACUGAAUGCUUGUGUGUUGGAACUGGUAUGCGGUGGAAUGGAUUACAGUUCGCGGACGGUGAGAGCAAGUGACUACGAAAUUAAUGUGUGGUACCUUGUCUUCGACGGCAAGGUCAUCAAGAGGAAGUCAAAGGUCAUAAGCGUACCUGUGUUUGAUGGAGAACGCGAAAUAAUGUCCUUGCCCAUCUUUCCGACAUAUUUCCGGGACCAGCUGGAUGGGGGUAGUCUACGGCAUACGCUGAUCGAGAGAGGAGAGAAGUUCUUUUGCUAUGCGAAAGGGCCUACUUUUCUGGAAUACUCGGGGUCAGGAUUGAAACAGGGCACAAAAAAGGUCCGUAACAUGUAUUGCUGA